Musa acuminata subsp. malaccensis (wild Malaysian banana) is the source of this 2879-nucleotide messenger RNA. RefSeq names its product long chain acyl-CoA synthetase 9, chloroplastic. Gene Ontology annotation, cellular component: endoplasmic reticulum; membrane. The record is from RefSeq and is a predicted model, not a curated record. Gene Ontology annotation, molecular function: long-chain fatty acid-CoA ligase activity. Lineage: Eukaryota; Viridiplantae; Streptophyta; Magnoliopsida; Zingiberales; Musaceae.
AGAGAGAGAAAAGUUUAGAUUGUCGGCGGUCGUCUUCGUGAACUCAGGUGCCAUGUGUCGUUUUCGUUCUCGAGACAACUCGUCAGGCUUUCCUUAGAAACCUCAACGUUCACGCAUUGCUUGCUGGCAGUAUCGGUGCAAGAGACAGCGAGGGGUCCAAAUCAGUCAUCCGCAUGCUUUUACUGCUACUAUUGCUGGCCAGAAUAUGGGCAGCAGAGAGCAACGUUGGAAGUUUGAGUCGAGGGAGAGGGAGCGCGAACCCAAAAUUGUCGUCGUCUCCACUCUUCCAGAGUUCUCCAAUCUCACGAAUCCUCAACCCCGCCCCUCGGUUAAAUAUUCCCCUCUCGAACUCGUGGUGCAUCAGAUCUACGGCUUUGCUUCUCGCCGCCAUGGAUUCAUAGAGCAGAAUCGGAUCGAUUUCGCCCCUGAUUUUACCAUGGCCUAUGAGACUGCAUUUUUUUGAGAAUUCGGCGACGGAGUAAUUGCUUAUCUUCAAGGGAUGAAUCCAUAUAUUGUUGGACUUUUAGUCGCACUUCUAGCUUCAAUCAUCUUACUGAAACCCAACAAUGUGAAGAAACGAGGGUUGCCAGUUACUGUCGGUGGAGAACCUGGAUAUGCAGUUCGCAACUACCGUUUCACUUCUCCAGUGGAAUCUCUCUGGGAAGGUAUCUCGACACUGGCUGAGCUAUUUGAACAAUCUUGCAAGCGCUUUGAAUACAGGCCUCUGUUUGGAACUCGGAAACUUAUAGCAAGGGAAACAGAAGUAAGACAAGAUGGAAGAUCCUUUGAGAAGCUCCAUCUGGGAAACUAUGAAUGGGUCAAUUAUGGUGACGCUUUCAAAGCUGUUUGCAGUUUCGCAUCUGGUUUAGUGCAAGUUGGUCACAAAAAUAAUGAGCGGGUCGCAAUAUUUUCUGAUACACGGGCAGAGUGGUUUAUUGCCUUACAGGGUUGCUUCAGGCAGAAUGUCACUGUUGUUACUAUAUAUACUUCACUCGGAGAGGAGGCUCUUUGUCACUCUUUAAAUGAGACAGAAGUCUCAUCUGUAAUUUGUGGGCAUAAGGAACUAAAAAAACUGAUUCUUGUGAGUAAACAGCUCAACACUGUAAAACGUGUUAUUUAUAUCGAUGAGGAGGGUGUUCCAAGUGAGGUUUCAUUGGCCCAGAAGAAUAUUGGUUGGAUGAUAACAUCAUUUGUCGAAGUAGAGAGAUUGGGCAGGGACAAGCCUGUGGAUGCAGAUCUGCCUCGCUCAGCUGAUAUUGCUGUGAUAAUGUAUACAAGUGGUAGCACUGGUCUGCCAAAGGGAGUAAUGAUGACACAUGGCAAUGUUCUAGCUACGGUUUCAGCUGUUAUGACUAUCGUCCCUUCUAUUGGGACCAAAGAUAUAUACUUGGCAUACCUACCACUUGCUCACAUUUUUGAAUUUGCUGCAGAGAACGUACUGGUUGCUGCAGGAACUACCAUAGGGUAUGGCUCACCUUUGACUCUCACUGACACAUCAAACAAGAUAAAGAAAGGAACAAAAGGUGAUUCUUCAGUCUUGAGGCCUACACUGAUGACUGCUGUACCUGCUAUACUUGACCGUGUUCGUGAUGGUGUGUGGAAAAAGAUAGAUGCUAAGGGUGGAUUAUCGAAGAAACUAUUUAAUGCUGCAUAUGGUCGUAGAUUGGCUGCAAUUAAUGGAAGUUGGUUUGGAGCAUGGGGUCUAGAGAAGGUUUUAUGGGAGUUUCUUGUCUUUAGAAAUAUUCGAGCAGUUUUAGGAGGACAUGUACGUUUUCUACUCUCGGGUGGAGCUCCUCUAUCCGGCGAUACUCAAAGAUUCAUCAGCAUAUGUCUUGGGGCUCCAAUAGCGCAAGUAUAUGGUUUGACGGAAACUUGUGCUGGCGGUUCAUUUUCAGAACAUGAUGACAUAUCUGUUGGCCGUGUGGGUGCUCCGCUUCCAUGUUCAUAUGUCAAGUUGAUUGAUUGGCCAGAAGGUGGAUAUUUAGUUACAGAUUUACCAAUGCCUAGAGGGGAGAUUGUCAUUGGAGGUCCAAAUAUCACUCUUGGAUACUACAAAAUGGAAGGGAAAACAAAGGAAGUUUACAAGGUUGAUGAGAGAGGAAUGCAUUGGUUUUACACUGGUGAUAUUGGAAGGUUUCACCCUGAUGGCUGCCUAGAAAUCAUUGAUCGUAAAAAAGAUAUAGUGAAACUUCAGCAUGGCGAAUAUGUCUCUCUGGGAAAGAUUGAGUCUGUCUUAGUUGCCAGUCCCUAUGUGGAUAGCAUCAUGCUGCAUGCUGAUCCUUACCAUAGUUUCUGUGUUGCACUUGUUGUUGCUGCACAACGUGCCUUGGAAGAUUGGGCUUCAAAGCAGGGAAUAAUCUACAGUGAUUUUUCAGAUUUAUGCCAAAAAGCGGAAACUGUGAAAGAAGUUCAUGGUUCACUGUUUAAGGCGGCAAAACAAGCACUUUUGGAUAAGUUUGAGAUCCCAGCUAAGAUCAAGUUGAUUCCUGAACCAUGGACACCAGAAUCUGGACUGGUCACUGCUGCACUCAAGAUCAAGAGAGAAGCCAUUAAAAAGGCAUAUGCUGAUGACCUUGCAAAGUUAUAUGCAUGAAUCUGCGGUAUCUUAAGAGGAAAUGCACAGAGCUGCAAGUCAAGGCAAAUUUACUCCUUUUUGCCUGGCAUAUCAGAUGCUUAAAUAAAAUGCACUUGGCAGGGUAUGUGGUUAAGGCAAAUAUUAGUAAAGAUAAAUGAAUUCUAAUGUAUUUUAAGAAAUGUGUUUGAAUUUGGGGAGCAGAAAUGUGUCUAAUCUGGAGGCAGAACUUAAUGCAGAGUUGUCAGCUGGAUAUUUUAAUAUAUUUUGUGAUUAUUAUAUGAAUAUAAAUGUGUCAUGGACUGAA